This is a messenger RNA of Aplysia californica (California sea hare), 5332 nucleotides long. Its product is annotated as sorting nexin-29. Bases 197 to 2665 code for a protein of 822 amino acids. The transcript has 22 exons. NCBI's taxonomy places the organism in Eukaryota, Metazoa, Mollusca, Gastropoda, Aplysiida, Aplysiidae. Gene Ontology annotation, molecular function: phosphatidylinositol binding. The record is from RefSeq and is a predicted model, not a curated record.
ACUAGAGUUAUCCUUUGGGAAGAGUAAAGUGGGCGAGUGUUAUUGUUUGUCAUAUUGUGAGAAGGGGAUGUAGAUCUAUAUUCUAGAAUAUAGUAUCUCUAGAAUAGAUGUGUAGCUUUACGUUUGUAGAAACAUAAUAUACUGACUUAUUUAUGAUGAAGAACACAGAAAAAGGCAGCUGUUAGUUGUGACAGUCAUGAGUGGGGACGGUGUACACCAAAAUGAGCGUCAAGCCAUUCUGACCAGGCUCUUGGAUGCUGUAAAACAGUGUCAAGUGCGAUUUGGUGGGAGGUCCGAGCUUGCCACUGAUUCAGACAGCCGUGUAUCUUGCCUGUGUGCAGCAUGGGAAACUGCUCUACAGCAUGGAAUGAAGAAAAACAGCAAAGCCCUGUCAGCUUUCAAACAAAUGACGGAGAGGGCUGGAUUAACUAAAGUUACAGACCUCUUCUCAGAUAUUAAGCGUAUUGAAACAGACCCAGUGUUUUGGCAUUAUGCGAAGGAGCAUCUUACAAAGCAUGAGUUCCAAAGAUUCAAUAAACUGAAAUUAGUGAACACGGAUACAGGUAGAGGUAGAGCAUGGUUGCGAGCCUCUUUAAAUGAACAUUCCCUGGAACGUUACAUGCACAUGCUGAUCGAGAAUGAUGACUUGCUUUCACAACAAUACGAAGACUGGGCUUUCCUUCGAGACUUGGAAAGAAGCAGUAUGCUUCCGAACAUGGCAGCAGGUCUUGGCUCCAUCUUGUUUGCCAUCACAGUGGACAGGCCAGAGCUGAACAAAGGUUACACAGCUCAGAAUUCUAUACAUGUGCAGAACAGCAUAGACUCAGCAGAGACAACAGAAAAGGAAGAGGACCCAAAACCUGUCAUCUCAGGAGAAGUAUCACCUGUCUCAGCCAAAAGAAAGGAGAAAAAGAAGAAAAAGAAAGUGGCGAAUGUGGUGAGCUUUGACGAGGACGACACCGUGGGCACAGUGAUCACCAAGUCUGGCAGCACCAGCAGUGCCACUCAUCUUCCCGAGUCAGUGGCAAGGGAGUUGCAGCUCAAUGGGGAAACAAGAGAGAAUGGUGAAGGUACACAGGAGGACAACGUGUUUGUGACGGAGAAUGAGCCUCAAGAAGAAAGCCUCAGCAAAUCUUCAGAGACUGCUGCAGUAGAAUUAGCGGCACAAAGGGAGAAGACUACCCCUUCCCUGGUGAGGGAUGUCAGUCAAGUCAGCACAUCCUCCGUCAUGUCUGCCAGUUUAGAUCGACUUUCUAAGUCCAGUACAGGUUCCUUCAGUGACCUGGAUCAUGACAAUGGGACGUUCAUGGCCCCAGUUGGUGCUGAUGGCAUGGUGGUGGACACGGAGAUGGUGCCUUACAGCGGCGACUCCUCUGGUAUGUCCACGUCACAAGCUUCUUUCGACGCUGUUGAUUACCCUGGACACGGAGACAUGGAGAGUGCCAGCCUUGCCCUUGCCUUGGCCCAACAAAGCCUGUCAGACAGUGGUCGCACAGAUGGUGACGGCGGCAGUCCCCAGGAGCCAAGAGCAAAGAAACCCACGCAUGAUUCCAUGUCUGAGGGAGAACUCAAGCAGGCAGUUGUAGCUAUGAUGCUGAGAAAAGAUUCAGUUGAAGAACAAAACAGGAAACUUGAAGGUAUGCUCCAGCAUGAAAUGGAGACAUCGUCAACUCUCCGUGCAGAAAUUGAGGAGCUUAAGGUGCAGCAUGCCUCCAGGCAUGAGAAGGAGCAAGCAAAAAUUCAAGCCUUACAAAAGGAAAAUGAGCUUCUAAAACAUCAGCUGAAGAAAUAUGUAAAUGCUGUACAAAUGUUGAGAACUGAAGGGAUCAACAAAGAAGACUCACUGGGCAUCCAUCUAGAGGAGCCACAGCCGAGCCUGCCACCGCCAAAACCCAACAUUGACUACAGCCACGAAGCAGCAGAGUAUGAGAAGAAGCUCAUUCAGGUGGCAGAGAUGCAUGGAGAGCUAAUGGAGUUCAAUGAGCUGCUUCAUCGUCAGCUGAAUGGGAGAGAUAACGUCCUCAGGCAGUUACGAGAAGAAUUGGUUCUACUACGAGGGCCAGUCCAUGCUAACGCCUUCUGCUUGUCCCAACAGCUGCCUUAUGACAGGAAGAUGUCCGUUCAGACAGGCCAAGAAAUUGAGAAUAUGGGCCUUCAACAUACACUUAUAAAUAUAUGGAUCCCCUCUGCAUUUUUGAGGGGCUCUUCAAAUAAUACUCAUCAUGUUUACCAGGUCUAUAUACGCAUCCGUGAUGAAGAAUGGAAUGUGUACAGGAGAUACAAUCAAUUCUUGGAUAUGCAUCAACGACUAAGAAAGGUGUAUCCUAUCAUUGGAAAAUUUGAAUUCCCUCCUAAAAAAGCAAUAGGAAAGAAAGAUGCAAAAUUGGUGGAGAGUCGACGGCAGGUGUUCCAGACAUACCUCAGAAAUGUCAUCAAUGUGAUGAUGGAGAAAAACGACCAGCUGGCCUCUUCUUCUUGCAAAGAGAGAUUGGUCUCUUAUUUACCCUUUUUCAAUGACAAGGCAGAGGAAGGAUCCAAAAAAGGAAAGAAAGGCAAAAGAAGUUCUGUAGCCCCUACCACCAUCCCGGUAUCUGUUCCUGAAGGAGCUGCCAGUGGAAGCCGAAAUGAUGGAGAACAAGUGCCAGACCAGUACCAAGGUCUUUAAAGGAUAGGGAGAGGCUUGUUUGUCAGCAAUUUCUGUCUAGGAAAUGUUAUGCUUUGUAAAGGAAUUUCCCUCCAAUGGGAAUGUAUUUCCCAUGCGAUGCACAAGUCCAAUGGCAUGAUUAUUAUUAAUCAGUCUGUGUUUGUGGGAUUUCAGCGCAGUUUGAAAUGUUUCGUUUCAAUUUUCAUGCCUGGUAUUAUCCCAGAAAUGAGGAUCACAGACUAACUAUAUACAACUGACAGGUUAAAUUAAUGAUGAGAACUUAAUUAAUUUAUUUUUUAGCAAUAUCUCAGUAAGUAAAUACCGGAGACUGGUGAGGGGAUCACUUUUUAUGCGCAUGCCGCUUUUUCAGAAAUUUCUGGAAUACCUAAUCUAGGGUGUUCUAACUAGUGGUCUCCUUACAUGGCAUUUCAUGUCUCCUGGUUUGUAGGCGCCAUCACUGUGCCUUUUUGGGGUACAUUACAAUACUUUCUGGAAAUCUCGUUUGAAUUUGUUGGUUCCUGUCGUGGAUUUGUUACAGUACAGUGCUAUGCUACCCACAACACAUUGGCUGGAAGUGUCUUUGCUGUGCUUGCAGUUAAUGGGAAUUUUUCUCUUUGUUAAUGUAUGUGAAAUGGAAAUAUGGAACAUAGAUUUUAUCUAGGUAGGGACAAAAACAGCAGUUUUGACAAACAUUAAACAGGAAUAUUAAAUCAGAUGGUGAAAUGAGAAAUAAAAGGUCUUAUCAGAUGCGCAGAAACAUAGACUCAGACCUUUGGAAAUAAAUGAUUAUUAUUAAUUCUUUUUUUCUGUAAUGCUUUAUUGUGAUUUAAAGAGAUGAUGUAAGUUUAUUUAACCCCAUUCAAAUUUUAGUUUUGGUUCUAGAAACAAGGACAUUUUGGUUUUAUGCGGUUCUUUGUUAAAAGCAUUGAUUUUCUUAUUGAAAACCCACCUGCGACCCCUUGCAGAAAUUUUUGCCGAAGUCAAAAGUACGCAGUCUAAACACUCGAAUAGAUGAAUGCUCUGUUCUUGUUGUCAAGUCCUGUAAGUGGUUCAAAGGCUUGUAUUAUAAUUUUUGACUGAAGAUGCUUUUGCUCAGUUUUAUUUAUGUUCAUCUGCUUUAUUUCCCUUUUCUGUUCUGCAAACAACUUGGGAACCGAGUGACAAAGCAAAGUAAAAACUGAUUGGGAAGCUAUUGUUAAAAGGCUAUGGGUGAAUUAUAUGCCUCUUUAGAUAAUUUCAAGACCAGUCUGAGCAGCAGUCAUUAUUCACAUAUACUGAGAGCCGAAGAAUAAUCACGAGAAUUUAUUGAAACAAAAAAAUGGCACAAACUACCCAGCAUUCACUGUAAGUAAGGUUCAGAUUGAGGAAAUGGCUGUGACUAUUUUAUAGGAAUCUAUUGUUGAGAGACACGACAUGAAUUUUAUAACUGUGAAUCAUAAUUUUCAGAACAACUUGUUAUAUCAUUAAUUUGACAGUACUCAGCUUUCAGGGCUCCUCCUCUGUGCAUUUUUAAUGUGAUGUUUAAGUUUAAGAUCACGUAUGGGCUUAGACAGAACAGUUAGCCUACUGUAUUGUCCUUGUUAGAUAUUGUGAGUUUUGCCUUGUCUUUUUAGCUGUUUUGAAACAGCAAAAUAGUUGUCUUUUUGUUUUUUGUGUUCUUUUUGGUAAAUGCAAUAGGUUAAUAAUUUCAUUUGUAUUUUUUGUUGUAGUCCGUGAAGUGUUUUAGGUCUCUUGUUUGUAAAGCAAGAAAUAUUUCUUUCAAAAACUUAUUUUGUACUUUCAUAUGCUGUUAUCAAACCCAGUGCUUAAUCAAAGAUCAGCUUCUCUGGUACUGUUUCUUUUUUUCUUUUGUGUACAAUUAUUUCAUUCCUGCUAUUCCAUUCUCUAUUUUUCAUGUUCAUGUGUAAAAUGUGAUGAAGGUACAGUUUUGCUCUUCAAUGUGACUUGCUUUUUUUCAAAGAAAUUCUUUUUAGUCUCCUUUAUUUGUUGUCCUGCCUUUUGUUUUUUACUUCAUCUAUAUGUCAUGCAUUGUCGAUGUGAUGGUUUAUAGAUGGAUGGUUACUGAGGUUUUCUAAUGUCAUGCUGUGGCAGCAGGUGAUUGUGAUGGUGCAUUUGGAUUUGUUAUAAUUUGCUUUGUAUCGCACGGUAUUGUAUACUGAAUAUGUGUUUAAAAAAAGGCUGUACCAUGUGUAAAUAGGUUCUGCAAGGACAAGUAAAAAUACUCUUUUUUUUCUUUUGCUGAUUUCAGAUUUUGUUUCUCUACUUUUUAGAUGUGUAUGUGGUUGGAAGGAGCUCUUCAAAGUCCUAUUUAUCUGAUAUGUUUCAUGUUUUGAGUUUGUCUGAAUGCUUUUUGUUGACAUUUGCUUAUUUUGUAUGGAAACUAUGUGAAAAUGACAAUAUUUCUAUCUGUAUUAUAUUGAAAUAAGCUGUAAAUUUGUGAGUAUAAACAUUUGCUUAUUGGUCAAGAUCAAUUGUGUUACAAACAAUUUUAUUUAAAGGAAAAUAAUACACAGCAGAUUAACAAUACUAUGAGAUGGUUGGCGUUUUUAACGCUUUCAUUACCCUGGGGUUUCCCUCACCUGGACUAGUCCCAGUCUGUGACCUACUUUCUGAUUCUGCCUACUGCCAGACAAAUGAAAGAUUUUUUUGUUCAAUUUUCAAUAGUACCCACAUGUAUUAUUAUAUAUA